Messenger RNA from Cantharellus anzutake, 1966 nucleotides. RefSeq lists its product as uncharacterized. Bases 247 to 1623 code for a protein of 458 amino acids. The record is from RefSeq and is a predicted model, not a curated record. Lineage: Eukaryota; Fungi; Basidiomycota; Agaricomycetes; Cantharellales; Hydnaceae. The transcript has 4 exons.
UUGGCGCAUACACCGAACUCCGAACUCCAGAGAACGACCGCGGCAUUGAGACUUGCUUUGCCUCGUUCCCCCGUGCCCUCAUACGAACUAUUCUUGCAUAUCCAACUCACUUCGAGGGAUCAAAUACUAAAGUUGUGGAGGGUGUUAUCGAAGCUCCAAGAAAGCGGUGGCAUUUCUAUUGCAAGCGGAACGCAGUCGUUAGCGCUUUAUGCAUGGGAUCCGGACGCUGACGUUUUCAUCAACACGAUGGAGCUAUUUUCUCAGCUGAAGUACCUGCAUCUCAAUAUUGGCACGACGUUCUCUCCCGAGCAUCUGAACGACCUGUUCAAGAGGGCCCAGACAGCUCUAAAGCACAUGUCACUGAGAUUUAGACCUUACGUGGAGAAAGUCACUUACUACCAGUUUCUAAAGGGUUCGUACAGCGACAGCAUGAUAGAAGAAAUGUCAAAAUGGCCUGCUUUGAAUGACUUCAAGUAUCUUUCUAUACUCCAAGACCCUCUACCCACGGGAGCCUUUGCCCCCCAGACAAAUUUUGCCCAACCUAUCGUGUUUUUCAGCCUUGAGGUCAUAAGGUUGCUUGCUGUCUCGUCUUUAGCCUCCACUCUCACCCACCUUCGGAUACGAGUGCCUUCGCGACCCGUGGUUGCGCAGCUUUUAACACCAGGAUCCUUCCCCAAUGUUUCGGUACUCGAUAUUGGCACGACCGCUCUAGGAAAUCCCCUCGUAUCCUUGCCUAAACUCAUGAAUGCCAUGCCCCGGGUGAAGCACUUGCUCCUGGAUAGUUGCUGCCUCAGUCGCGAGGGAUGGAAAGAUCUUGGUAGAGGGCUAGCUAUCGCAGGGCUUUCAAAGGCAACCGCACGUGAGAAAGCAGUGAAGGUUUGGGUGGAAGAGAAUCAGCCUCGCACCGCUGACCAUGAAACAGAAGAUGCCCCGCGACCCGGCGCUUCCACGCCUCGGCGAGCUCGUAGAGGUCGAAGGGGCCUGGCUGCAGCAACAUUCUCCAUUCGAGCCCGGUCCCCUCCUCGGCAACCCUCUUCUCAAGCUGUGUCUUCUCAGUUGACCUCGAGCGAUGCACAGAUCUUACGCACUGGUUCGAUCGAGAAAAUACGGAUACUUCCCCAACUCUCGACUCUCGAGUCUUUUUCGACGACCCUCUCCCCGAAACCAGAUAGCAUCAAGCGCGAUGAAUGGCAAGAUGAAUUCGCUUCGGGGUGGCUCUCUGGUGUAGCUACCAUCAGUGCGGUAUGGUCACGGCUUCAGGGGUCUUUCCGUGCAGGGAACGUGCGUUUGAUGCGGUUUGAUGAGAGCUACGUCCCAAUAGGACUACGAGUGGAUGAAUCUCCCGCUGGCACUGCCGGGUUGUUAGACGUGGAAACAAUCGAUGAAGAAUUCUGGGAGUGGAAGAGUUCGGUUCCCACGAUUUGUUUUGGAACAAAUCGUCUCCAUUCCCGGGAGCAUGGCAUGGACUUAGGUAUUGGAUCGGGCCCUCAUAUUGAGGCCCCUUCCGGCCCUAAGAAAUUGGCAACCUCCGAUGCGCAAGAGGACGACCAUGAGCCUGAGUGCGGGCAUGCUCGAUUUGGGGACUCAUGGGAUCUGUACGCCAGAAUGGACAGAGACAGAUAAAAUCCCCCCCCACCAAUUCGUUCUAUGCAUUAUUGUAAUUUACCUAAUCGUGAUUUGGUACUUCGUUGCCCCUCUGUUAUUCCGGGAUGUACAUCUUGCCCCCCCGACGCUGGGAGUAUUCAAGUCGAAAGCAGGAGGCUACGGGCGAUCCUGUGGAACGUUUAAUAAGUGGGGACGUAGAGUCAGGUUCCUAGUUCAAUCAGCAUGGGCCGGUGUCAUUCCGCAUCGCAAUCUUACUCCACAAUCAGGAACCCCCCAGGACCAAGUGGGCCUCCUGCGGUGAGGGAAGUGAUAGGGCCUUUAAAUGUGCCGCCGCCAGAGGUGUACUCAAGGCAGUGAGAAA